AACGCUGGGAAACCAGUAAAUAAAAACUGGAAAGAGUUUCGAGACACGAAAUUAGAGAUAAAAGUUGAUCCUGAUAAUAAUUUAGAGGUUAUAACCACUAUAGACCCUAAUUCGUUACUAAACUUAGAUAAUAUCUAUUCAUGCUCACAGACAGUAAAGAUUGAGAGAAUCAAGAAUGAAGCUGACCAAGAUAACACAAUGGAUGAUGAAGGUUUUAAUACUUCCGAUAGCGAUUUACCACUCUGUAGUAGCGUGAAAAAGAAGAAAAUGAAGAAAAAACAAAAAAUAAAAUAUGAUUCAGAAAUAUCUACUGAGGAUUUGCUAAAAAACGAAACGGAAGCAAUACCAAUAGAUAUAUCAACGUUAACAACUACUUGGGAUGAAUAUUCGUGUCGUUGUGCAAAGUGCGAUGCAUUGUUUAAAAAUGUAACAUCACUACGAUUGCAUUCUGUCCAAAUUCAUUCUUCGUGCUCAGUAUUUAAAUGUGCAGAAUGUGGUAAAGUAUUUGCCAAUUACAAAUCAUUUAUAAACCAUGCUCGUAAACAUAAAAAAUGUCUCCGAUAUUGCUGCGAAUACUGCAACAAACAAUUUGCUUAUAUAAAAAAACAUAUAAAUUCAAGUCACGGUGAUAUUUGCCUAAAUACCUGCCAAAACUGUGGAGCAAUGUUCGAAAAUGAAGAACUGCUACAAGACCAUCUAAUUUUCUAUGGUAAACGUUACAAAAAGACUCGACAAAGAUCAAAAGAAUACGAUUUAAAAUGUCAAGACUGCAAUAAAGAGUUUAAAUCACGUAGUAACCUGCAACAGCAUCGUUUAGUGCACACAGAACGUAGCCGGGAGUUCUCCUGCCAUGUCUGUGGCAAAAUGUUUUUCACAAAAGGAACAUUAGGCACACACAUGAACACUCACGAAGACAUGAAGCCGUUCAAAUGCGAAUUCUGUCCCAUGGCGUUCCGUGCUCGUGGAAACCUACAAUCUCAUAUUAGUCUGCACUCCGGCGCUAAACCGUUUGUAUGUGAACAAUGUGGUAAAUCAUUCCGCGUUAAGCGUCAUCUGAAAUCUCAUUCUAUAGUUCACACGGACUUAAUGCCAUAUAUAUGUGAGUACUGUAAUAAACCUUUCCGUUUCAAAACAAGACUUAAUCUGCAUUUAAGACAGCAUACAGGAGCGAAGCCGUAUACAUGUGUAUAUUGCCAUAGAGAUUUCACAAAUGGAUCCAAUUACAAGAAGCACAUGAAAAGAAGACAUAACAUUGAUACGUCCAGAAAGAGGUAUAAUGUUAUCCACAAUCAGAAUAUUGAGGGUGAGAUUAGUUCUGUACAGAGUUAGGUUUAAUAUUUUAAAUCAGGGUUCGAAUUGAUAAUUAUCAUUGAUAAUGAUCAUGAUAAAUAUAAAAUUAAUUGGAACAAGAUGCCACUGCUAGCCAAUGUACGGUACGUGUUUGUAUCUGAGACGUAUCUAUCCAAAUGUGUCAAAUGUCAAUCUCGAAAAGUCUUUGUCCCAAAGAUUCUGCUUUGUGUUUAUUUAAAAUUAAAGAGACAAAACAAUCAGCAAGGAUAAUUACUGAAUAUAUGUAUAUCAGAUUACUAUCAAAGAAAAUAAAC
Hyposmocoma kahamanoa is the source of this 1604-nucleotide messenger RNA. Its product is annotated as gastrula zinc finger protein XlCGF8.2DB-like. Gene Ontology annotation, biological process: regulation of transcription by RNA polymerase II. Bases 199 to 1329 code for a protein of 376 amino acids. The transcript has a single exon. Lineage: Eukaryota; Metazoa; Arthropoda; Insecta; Lepidoptera; Cosmopterigidae. Gene Ontology annotation, molecular function: DNA-binding transcription factor activity; RNA polymerase II cis-regulatory region sequence-specific DNA binding. The record is from RefSeq and is a predicted model, not a curated record.